Molecule: messenger RNA, 4623 nt
Organism: Lachancea thermotolerans CBS 6340
Lineage: Eukaryota; Fungi; Ascomycota; Saccharomycetes; Saccharomycetales; Saccharomycetaceae
Gene: TCB3
Product: Tcb3p
Exons: 1
Coding region: 1-4623 (1540 amino acids)
Molecular function (GO): lipid binding
Source: RefSeq, a predicted model, not a curated record
AUGCUUAGCGACAAAUACAACAGCGACGGUUCUUCAAGGAUACUCACUGUUAGUCAAUUGUGCAAAAAUAGAGGUCUUGCCGCGAGACUAGGCUCUGUAAACAUGCCCAACAAUGCCACACUACCGGUGGACUCAAAUUUAGAGUCCAAAGAAGCCAAAGUCGGGGGGAAACUCGCUGAGAAAGCCUAUGCGGACAUGCCCAGUGUCAACAAAAGCGUGACUGGCAGCGGCAGCGUCAAACAGAGACGUUCCACAUCCUCUUAUCCUGGAUCUAACAAAGACAUCCUCGUCGCUUCUAAUGCCCCGGGCGUCAUGAAGCUACCCCCACCAAAUGCGAACGGAACGGUGGGGCCAGCCCCCCUUGAGAUUACUGAUCCCAAAGAAGCGAAACAUCUUACUCCUAGGGAAAAAAACCUGCACGAGACUAGUAUCGACAAAUCAGCCUAUGAACAACAGCAAAGGACUAUCGAAACACUGAGCGAAAACUUAGCCGUUGACAAGCCUGAAAUGCUUUAUCCUUGGGGAUCUACUGGUGCAUUCUACGGGAGUAAGAACGGACCCGCGAGCGCGGAUUCUAAUGUUGUCAAGGCCUACAUUACAGAGAGAUUUUACAAUGAUAUCUACUACAACAUGGCCGGCAUCAUUGGGACUUGUUUCUUUUCUUGGUUGCUAGCCCAUUGGGGGUUUUCUUGGUGGUCUUUGGGUUUUGUAUUUUUCUGCACAGCUUCUGUUUAUCGUUCCGAGUUUCGCCGUUUUAAUAGAAACAUUAGAGAUGAUCUUACGAGGAUCACCGUGGAAGAAACACUAAGUGACAGAACAGAAUCGACAUUAUGGCUAAACUCUUUUCUCUCGAAGUUCUGGGUUAUUUAUAUGCCAGUUUUAUCCCAGCAGGUCAAAGACAUUGCUAACCCUCAGCUGGCGGGUGUAGCUCCAGGCUAUGGUAUUGACGCGAUCUCCUUGGAUGAAUUUACAUUGGGCACGAAAUCUCCCACGAUUGACGGGAUCAAGUCUUAUACGAAGAAAGGGAAGGACACUGUGGAAAUGGACUGGGUUUUUUCUUUCACUCCAAAUGAUGUCUCCGAUAUGACCCGAAAGGAAGCCAAAGAAAAGAUCAACCCCAAGAUUGCACUCGGUGUUACGGUUGGUAAGGGAUUUGUUUCAAAAUCUUUGCCUGUCUUGGUGGAAGACAUUAACUGUAAGGGAAGACUGCGUAUAACCAUUAAGUUUGGUCCCGCAUUCCCAAAUAUCAAAAUUGUUCAGCUUUCCCUUCUGGAGCCACCUUUCAUUGACUUCGCUUUGAAGCCUGUAGGCGGUGACACUCUUGGAUUGGAUAUUAUGUCGUUCUUGCCUGGGUUGAAGACUUUUGUUAAGACAAUGAUUAAUUCAAAUGUUGGCCCAAUGCUUUACAACCCUCACCAUUUGGACAUUGACGUUGAGGAGAUAAUGGCUGCCCAAUCUCAAGAUGCCAUAGGUGUUGUUGCUGUUACUAUCCACUCAGCAGACGAUUUGAAAGGCUCUGACUUUAUAGGCAACACAGUUGACCCCUACGUCACUCUGACUGCAGAAAAGGGCAACAUUGGGGAAACUACGAUCCGUACCUCUGUCAAGUCUGACGUCAAGUCUCCACGCUGGAACGAAACCAAGUACGUCCUAGUGAACACUUUGGAACAGAAACUAUAUUUCACUUGUUAUGACUUCAAUGAUAUCCGAAAGGACACUGUUAUUGGCAAAGUCGAGUUAGAGCUUAACGGCCUUUUCCAAAAUCCUACUUUAGAGAAUAAAACUUCGAAAAUCACGUCCGGCGGCCGUUCGAGAGGGACCCUGAACUAUGAUGUUCAUUGGCUACCAGUUGUUAAUAAGGAAGAACAGGAAGCCCGGGAGGCUAAUGAGGGUGCUCCAGAAAGAGCUGAAGAGGAAGAUAAUGCCGAAACAAACCAGUCUGCGUCCGAUGUUGGUAUCUUGAAAGCCACCUUGCACAAGAUCACAAACUUGAAGCAUGCAACUGCUGUGCAAGGCGCUUUGAGUCCAAGUGCCGAGCUGUUUGUUGAUGGUAAGUCUGUUAUGCACUUUAGAACUUUGAGGCGCAUCAACGAGCCUUCUUGGGAGCAAAGUAUUGAGGUUUUGGUUCCCUCAAAAAAGAAUUCGACACUGCUUUUGAAAGUCUACGACCAAGGAAUUGCUGGAAGGGAAGAGCUGUGCAAAUACUCAACUUCAAUGGAAGAUGUCCUGAGCAUGGCUGAUGCUGGCCAGUCUGUUUUACAGGCCUCUCCCCAGGGUCGGAUUUAUAUGUCUGCUGCUUGGAAGCCUGUGGUAAUGACGGGAUCAUUUGCACCCGCAAAUUCUGUUCGUGACCCUAUAGGUGUCGCUAGACUUCACAUCCAGGACGCACUAGUCGACGAGAACUUAUCUGGAGUUGGUGACAUUGAUCCAUACAUUACCGUGUCGUUGAAUAAGAGAAUAACGCACAGAACACACUACUUCUCUGACAAUCGUGAGCCUAAUUUCAACGCUGUUGUUUAUAUUCCAGUUACAUCUGAGAAGCAAACGAUAGUUGUUGAUGUGAUUGAUUACCAAAAGGUCGGAAAAGACAGGCCAAUAGGUUCAUACUCAAUUCCGGUAUCGAAGCUGCUUGAGAAAAAGACCGACUCUGGCGUAAUUGGUCAGAGUGAUGAGCCGCCUUCGCAAUGCAGAUUGCUAGGAAAGAAUAUGAAGCUGACAAAGAGUUACAUCAACAUCGCAAUGUCUCUGUUACCAGUGACGCAAGUUUACUCCCCUGAUGAGCUAGGAAAGGUCGAACAGCUAGAAGCAAAAAUCCAGGAACGUAAGGAAAAGUUUGCUAAGGAUCAAGAAGAACUGAAGAAGAAGAUGGAGAAGGACCCUGAUUUGUACGAAGUUGUUGAGAUUGACGUGGAUGACGAAGAUGAAAAGGCUUUGAAGAAGAAAGAGAAGAGAUCGGUCACCGAAUUGCUCAAAGAAAACUCUGGUGUUUUGAGUUUCCAGAUUUUGAGAGGCAAACUCUCCAAGCAUUCUGCGCAUUUGCAGGUUCUGUUUGAUGACCUUGCAUGCCCUGCAUCUACGUCCAUGAAGUCUAGAAAAGGCGAAGCAAUUCCAGAUAGCGGGUCCUGCUUUAUUCGUGACUUAAAGCACAGCCGUAUCACCUUCAGACUGACGAAAAAGUUUGAGCCCAAAGAACUAUCAGAUGUAUUAAGCGAGGCCUCCUAUCCCACCUCCGAGUUGCUAAAGAAGGGGCUUGAGAAACCAACCGUUGUUGAAUUUGAGGGAUCGAAAAUUGAAGUCCACUUCCUAUACACACCUGCUUCCGUGGAGUUGCCACCUAGCGAGUCUAUCGAGGAUACCGGUAUCAUGAAGCUGAAAGUAAUCUCUGCCGACGGGUUACCUUCGCAUGACAGAAACAACAAAUCGGACCCUUAUGUUGCCAUCAACGUGGAUGGAUCGGAAGUUCAAAAAACAGAAGUUAUUAAGAAAACAUUGUCUCCGGUAUGGAACGAGGAACUUGAAAUCCCAGUCCCAUCAAGAUCUAGGUCAAAAGUUGUGGUGGAAGUUUACGACUGGGACAGAACUGGUUCCAAUGAUUUGCUGUGCUCUACUGUCCUUGACACCAAAAUACUUGUGCCUGAAAAAACAAAAGACAUGGACUUGAAGUUAGAAAAACAAGGGACUAUUAAAUUGGCUGCUACCUUUAUACCCGAGUACUUGUUCCCAACUCUAGAUCCUGUUAAGGGCGGCUUGGCUUCUCGUCCACUAAAGGCUAUAGGUGGCGUUGCCAACCUAGGUGUUGGUGUGGCAGGUGCUGGUAUCGGCGCCGCGCAAAAUGUGGCAGGUGCUGGCCUUGGAGCAGCGCAAAAUGUCGCUGGCGCGGGCUUUGGAGGAAUACAGAAAGGUGGUCGUUUCCUAAAGAGCUUUGGCACCAAAAAGUCCAAGAAGGAUGCCAAAGACUCAAAGAUGGAUGAAGAAGAGGGCGAAGAGGGUGCUGGCUCCGAUCAGCAAGCCAGGGAAAACGAGAAUAGGUCUUUGGCCCCUAAGCUGUCCGCCGACUACGACGUCACAAAACCUAACACUAGCUACGCUAAAGUCGAAUCCUACCACCCAGCCCCAGCGGUCGCAUCAAAAAACGGAGACGGGUCGAGUGUGGUUGGCGCACCUGGCCCCAUUCACCAGCGCUCAGCUUCUACGGCCAGCAGUUUUGCUCGUACUCUGGCGCCAAACGGUACCUACAAAGGUAAAGUGACUUUGGUGGGCGCCGAAAACAUGGGCAAGGCUUUGCAGGUUCGCUUCUCGCUUGCACAAGGUGGUAAAAUCAAGCACAUGUAUCGUACGGAGAACAAGAAAUCAAACUCCGAAGGGUGGGUUGAUUUUGGAGAGUCUUGUGAAUUCAAGGCUUCACCAGAGGCUAACCUAGUAUUUGGGGGUGUCACUGUACACCGCUUCGGCAAGGAUACCGAGCUAGGUGUUGCUCAGAUUAACCUAGGUGACCCUCAGAUCCAACAAGAAGGCCAGAUUUCGGUAAGGCUAGGCCGCGGACACCUCAUCUUAAAGAUUGAUUACGGCAACGAUGAGGAUGUGCCUCCGGUACCUUCAAUUCCAUCGGAAUACAAGAACUAG